UUAGUGUUUCAAAAGCUUUGAUAAAUAAAAGUAUAAAACUAUAAAUAUCUACACGAUAAACCCCAAAGAAUCCUCAAAAUCUGCAAUUAGUCCUUGGAAAUCAACGUUUGUUUGCCUCCUUUAAAUCUCACUCAAAUUCCUCCAAAUCAGGGAGGCAGAGCUACCGAAACACAGCGAGGUUCGCAUUUUCCGAUAACGUUUAAUCAACGCCAUCGUCGCUGAUAGGUGACGUAGGUAACACCUUUGCUAUCCUCUAUUACAUCUAUGUUUGGAGGACUAGCAACUGUUCCUUCUAACAGUCCACAUUUAAGGAAGUCUGGAAGUAGACCCGUCUUCUUUGAUCCUGUUGAUGAGGCAGGAAAUAAUGUUGAAGAAGGUUUCUCACAAACAGAUGCAAACGGAGUGAAGGUCUUAGGAUCACCCAUGAAUACUGUUGCAGUCAUGCCAUCUCCUGUACUAUUAUGGAGAUUCAAGGUAUUGUUAUUCUUCGUUUGGGGUUUCAUUUGCUGCAAGGUUGGAUGGGAUUCUGUUAUGAGGAUGAGUGCAGACUUGAGGGAUCUUUUUCUGUAUGAGGCAUUUUUGUAUUAUAAUCCUCUGCUUCUUGUGACCAUGAUGGUUUGGCUCUGGGGAGUAAAUUUAUGGGUUUUUUCCCAGGCCAAUGUCAAUUAUACAAAAAUUUUUGAUCUUGAUCAAGAUCAUCUUACUCACAGAGAAAUAUGGAAGUGUGCCACAUGGAUGACUAUUGUUGUCCCAAGUAGCAUGACGGCAUAUCUUUAUCUAUACUCACAUGGAGAAGUGUCGUUGGCUGCUUCUCAACCAGUUCUUUUAUAUCUUGCUGUUGUGAUGAUUUUGAUAUUUCCAUUUGAUAUUUUUUACUUGUCAUCCCGCUAUUUCUUGCUAAGGACUCUUUGGCGGAUAGUUCUCCCACUUCAGGCAAUAUCAUUUCCUGACUUCUUCUUGGCUGAUAUCUUGACUUCCAUGGCAAAGGUGUUCUCGGAUUUGGAGCGUUCAGUGUGUCGAAUGGUUCAUCGGCAGGUUGCCACUAUUGCUUGGUUUGAAGCUGAUUCUGUUUGUGGCAGUCACUCCAUUGCAAUCCCUUUAGUUUUAGUUUUGCCUUAUCUAUUCCGCUUGUUUCAGUGUCUUAGACAAUACAAAGACACCAAGGAGAAGACAACUCUUUUCAAUGCUUUAAAAUAUUCGACAGCAGUACCAGUGAUUUUUCUUUCAGCCCUUAAAUAUCAUGUCUUCCCUGAGAGGUGGACAAACUUUUAUAGGCCCCUCUGGCUCAUGUCUAGUGUUUUGAACUCUUCAUACUCAUUCUAUUGGGAUAUAACCAGAGAUUGGGACUUGAGUUGCUUCACUCGGAUUUUUAAGUUCAGCAGAUCGAAUGUCUUCUCUUUCCUUCUGUAUGGACGAAAAUGGUCAAUAGAUUAGACUCCUUUCCUUGGAUGCAUGACACUUUGUAUUGACAAAGAUGACAACAUCGGAAGCAGAAAACCUGCGUAUACUGUUCGGAAUCAGACAAAAUCUAUGGCCUGAAUGACAUUAUUCAGCAACAUCUUCAGCAUUGGUUCUGUUACAAUAUUAGUACAUACGAAUUUCCUGUGCAUUGACUUAGUUUAGCCAUGGAUUUGCAGGUAUAUGUUUGGGUGAUAGGAAGCAAUUUGAUCUUGCGAUGCACAUGGACAUACAAACUAUCUGCUCAUCUCCGGCAUAAUUAUCUUACUGUUUUCACAAUCACAGCCUUGGAGAUAUUCCGUCGCUUCCAAUGGGCCUUUUUCCGUGUUGAAAACGAGUGGAAUAAAAUGAACUCCUCCAAGUCCAAUAUUCAGCUGGCUGCCAACGACAUCACUACUGAAGAUGCUAAAUUACUUGUUUCCGGUGACCGCAACAUAUAGAGAGAAACCGAGUUGUUGUCUUGCCACCUGCAAUUUCCAAGGCUUUUCUCAUAACCAACAUUCUGCACCACAAAUUUUGAACUUCGACAUCAAAAUUCUUUUGUUGAUGGAAAAGCCAUCAUCAAAAUUGUCUAUACAAAUAUAUUACUUCAUUUUGUUUUUAGUCUAUUAUAUAAAGUUUAAUGAUUUUCCA
Mangifera indica (mango) is the source of this 2091-nucleotide messenger RNA. RefSeq names its product SPX and EXS domain-containing protein 1-like. Lineage: Eukaryota; Viridiplantae; Streptophyta; Magnoliopsida; Sapindales; Anacardiaceae. The transcript has 14 exons. The coding region runs from base 265 to 1434 and encodes 389 amino acids. The record is from RefSeq and is a predicted model, not a curated record. Gene Ontology annotation, cellular component: cytoplasm; membrane.